Molecule: messenger RNA, 768 nt
Organism: Indicator indicator
Lineage: Eukaryota; Metazoa; Chordata; Aves; Piciformes; Indicatoridae
Gene: MBD3
Product: methyl-CpG binding domain protein 3
Exons: 6
Coding region: 1-768 (255 amino acids)
Molecular function (GO): DNA binding
Source: RefSeq, a predicted model, not a curated record
AUGGAGCGGAAGAGCCCCAGUGGUAAGAAGUUCCGCAGCAAGCCGCAGCUGGCUCGGUACUUGGGCAGCUCCAUGGACCUGGGCAGCUUUGACUUCCGCACAGGGAAGAUGCUGAUGACUAAGAUGAACAAGAACAGGCAGAGGAUGCGCUACGACUGCUCCAACCAAGCCAAGGGCAAGCCUGACCUGAACACGGCGCUGCCUGUCCGGCAGACAGCCUCCAUCUUCAAGCAGCCUGUCACAAAGAUCACAAACCACCCCAGCAACAAGGUGAAGAGUGACCCUCAGAAAGCUGUGGACCAACCCCGCCAGCUCUUCUGGGAGAAGAAAUUAAGUGGUCUGAAUGCCUUUGACAUUGCAGAGGAGCUGGUGAAAACCAUGGACCUGCCCAAGGGCCUGCAAGGGGUGGGCCCUGGCUGCACAGAUGAAACCCUGCUGUCAGCCAUAGCCAGUGCCCUGCACACCAGCACCAUGCCCAUCACUGGGCAGCUGUCUGCAGCUGUGGAGAAGAACCCUGGGGUCUGGCUGAACACCUCACAGCCACUUUGCAAAGCUUUCAUGGUGACAGAUGAAGAUAUCAGGAAGCAGGAGGAGCUGGUGCAGCAGGUGAGGAAGAGGCUGGAGGAAGCCCUGAUGGCUGACAUGCUUGCCCAUGUGGAGGAGAUAGCAAGAGAUGGGGAAGCUCCUUCAGAGAAAGAAGGUGGUGAGGAAGAAGAGGAAGAGGAGGAGGAGGACCAGGACCAUGACCAGGAGAUGGAGAAUGUAUAG